Colletotrichum truncatum is the source of this 1311-nucleotide messenger RNA. RefSeq names its product epithelial zinc-finger EZF protein. Gene Ontology annotation, cellular component: nucleus. NCBI's taxonomy places the organism in Eukaryota, Fungi, Ascomycota, Sordariomycetes, Glomerellales, Glomerellaceae. Gene Ontology annotation, molecular function: RNA polymerase II cis-regulatory region sequence-specific DNA binding; DNA-binding transcription factor activity, RNA polymerase II-specific. The record is from RefSeq and is a predicted model, not a curated record. Gene Ontology annotation, biological process: regulation of transcription by RNA polymerase II.
AUGGACCUCACACCACCAUCAUUAACAAGGUCGCCGGCGUCUUCAACUCACACCUAUUGUCCGUCGGAGCGGUCUUCUCUGGAUUAUCCAUCUCCAGAUCUCUCAGCCCAGCAGUACAAGCUUGCCUCCCUAUACGCCGCUGGCCAGCUGUGUUCUCUGGGCCAGGCAGCCGAGGCUGAUACGUCUCUGCCGCCUCUGGAUUCCACUGCAACCACUGAGUGGACCACACCCGACGUCAUGGCACCAGCAUCUUCAUCUUUGUCCAUCCCGAAUGUUCUGUCAUCGGAAUAUGAUCCUUUUUCAGAAUAUGACCCCCCUGUGGUGGCCUCGUACGGAUCCGAGACUUAUCCUCCGCCGCCCUCGCACUCUUCUUCAGUUGGAAACCCGCCGCAUUCGCUGGCAGAUGCCACCGGUCGUUCGCCUGCACCAUCAUCUACAAGAAGCUCAUUUUCGUAUACCCAUGGCGGCCAUUCUGCAGCCCAUUUAGGUACGAGGAUCAAAAUGGAGAACGUCAAUGACUAUGGUUCAGGAGUUGAUGUUUCUCAUUACCCCUCGCCACGCUCGAUGCAAGCUCCAUAUAUGACGGAGCCGGGCCAUUACGCAAGCCCACAUCAGAGUUACUUGUCAGACAGUCACUCGCCGGCCUGGUCAAAAUCCGAGCUUGAUGCUGAUGCUUACUAUCAAAACCAGCCGACGGGGGAGUCCAGCCCGCCUUACCACAAUAGCUCAAAACGUGUGGAUCAACUAAAACACAGCCGACCGAAGAGGGCGUCACGUCGUAUGACAACAGCAGCGGAUGCCAAUUACCAGUGUGAGGUCAAGGGGUGCGGCAAACUGUUCAGUCGCAGUUACAACUACAAGGCCCAUUUGGAGACCCACGACGAGAAGAGAGAGUAUCCCUUCCCCUGUCCAGUGGCCGACUGCAACAAGAAGUUUGUAAGAAAGACAGAUUUACAACGACACAACCAGAGCGUGCACAUGAAGGAAAGGAACCAUAAAUGCGAUUACUGCAGUCGCCUCUUUGCUCGCAAGGACACGCUUCGAAGACAUAUGGAAGACGGCUGUUCUAAGCGGUUUGAUGUUGGAACUUGUGACCUACGUAUCGACGGCUAUGAAGGUGUGGGCGCGAUCAAUCGCAGUGUAGGAGGAUCCGCCCAUCCCUUGGUACCAGCACACGGUACUCUUCCGCCGAUUACGAUGCCUAUGGAUACCAGUAAUGGCUUACUACACCCGGCGUCUUCGGCAAACAGGAGCAGAAGCGUCAUGUCCGGCACGAGCGAUGGUGGUCAAAGCGACAGCUGGCCACGAUAA